Molecule: messenger RNA, 600 nt
Organism: Mus pahari (shrew mouse)
Lineage: Eukaryota; Metazoa; Chordata; Mammalia; Rodentia; Muridae
Product: killer cell lectin-like receptor subfamily B member 1C
Exons: 6
Coding region: 1-600 (199 amino acids)
Source: RefSeq, a predicted model, not a curated record
AUGGACACAGCAAGGAUCUACCUCUGUUUAAAGCCAUCCAGGAUACCGGGGUCCCAGCAUGAGUCACCCCCAUCUCUUACCCCAGAUGCCUGUCGGUGCCCACGUUCACACAGGUUGGCUCUGAAGCUCAGCUGUGCUGGGCUCAUCAUCCUUGUCCUGGCCCUGAUUGGGAUGAGUGUCUUAGUGCGAGUCUUAAUACAAAAACCAUCAAGAGAAAAAUGCUGUGUGUUUAAUCAAGAGAACCUGAGUAAAACAACAGACAGUCCAGCUAAGUUAGAGUGCCCCCAAGACUGGCUGUCACCCCGAGAUAAGUGCUUUCACGUUUCUCAAGUUUCCAGCACUUGGAAGGAAGGUCUAGCUGACUGUGAUGGGAAAGGAGCCACUUUGCUGCUCAUUCAAGACCAAGAACAACUGAGAUUCCUACAGGACUCAAUAAAGGAAAAACACUAUUCAUUUUGGAUUGGACUAAGAUUAAAAAUCUCUGGUGACACUGAAAAUGGCAACUGUGCCGCCAUCAUACCAUACAAAGCGAUUUCCGAGAGCUGUGCUUCAGACAACCACUGGAUCUGCCAAAAGGAACUAAACUGUGAAACCAUGUGA